This is a messenger RNA of Choloepus didactylus (southern two-toed sloth), 1903 nucleotides long. It is a transcript of the gene MBIP, whose product is annotated as MAP3K12 binding inhibitory protein 1. The record is from RefSeq and is a predicted model, not a curated record. NCBI's taxonomy places the organism in Eukaryota, Metazoa, Chordata, Mammalia, Pilosa, Megalonychidae. Bases 67 to 1044 code for a protein of 325 amino acids. Gene Ontology annotation, cellular component: cytosol. The transcript has 10 exons.
GAGGGAGGGGGCCGUAGCAAGGGCACUUUGCUAGUGGUGGGGGUGGGUGCAGCCUGCGAAAGUGUCAUGGCUGCGGCCGCGGAACUUAGUCUCCCAAGCAGCGGUGACAGGAGCUUGCAGCAGAACUGCAGCCCCAACCUCUCCCGAGAGGUGCUCUGCGAAAUCUUUGGCUCCCUGUGCACCUUGGCUGGACAGCUUAAUCUCAGAGAUGACGUGGUGAAAAUUACAGUCGAUUGGAAGAAACUCCAGAGUAUCUCGACAUUCCAGCCUGCACUGCUCUUUAGUGCGCUUGAGCAACAUGUUUUAUAUUUACAGCCUUUUUUAGCAAAACUUCAGCCUCUGAUUAAAGAGGAGACUGCAACUGCUGUUGAAGAGAUACGAAAAACAGAAACAGGCAACAAGAAUGAAGCGAGUGCCAAAUUUCCACUUGGCAACCUACAAAAGGAGGAAAAGCACAAAGAUUGUGAUUUAGGAGAUGUGAAAAAAAUACAGAUCCAUUUUGAUCCAGAAAUAGUUCAAAUAAAGGCUGGAAAAGCAGAAAUUGACAGACGAAUAUCUGCAUUUAUUGAAAGAAAGCAAGCUGAAAUAAAUGAAAACAACGUCAGGGAAUUCUGCAAUGUUAUUGAUUGUAAUCAAGAAAAUAGUUGUGCAAGAACUGAUGCCGUUUUUACCCCUUACCCCGGAUUUAAAAGUCAUGUAAAGGUUUCUAGAGUUGUGAAUACCUAUGGACCACAGACUAGACCUGAAGGAGUUCAAGGGUUGGGUCAUAAACCUAACAGCAUGCUUCGAGAUUGUGGUAAUCAGGCCGUAGAAGAACGACUACAAAAUAUUGAGGCUCACUUGCGAUUACAGACAGGUGGUCCAGUACCAAGAGACAUUUAUCAGAGAAUUAAAAAACUUGAGGAUAAAAUCCUUGAAUUGGAAGGUAUCUCUCCUGAAUAUUUUCAAUCACUAGACAUUACAAAACAGUGUUGUGCUGAAUUUUUCUGGAAAAAGAAGAAAAGUUCAACCACCUCAGCAGAACUAUUCACUGGCAGAACUUGAUGAGAAAAUUAGUGCCCUCAAACAAGCCCUGCUCAGAAAAUCAAGAGAAGCAGAAUCUAUUGCAACUCACCACCUUCCAUGAAAAACUCCCCUCAUCCUUGUCAUUUUACUUUUUUGUAUACAUUCAUUAACAUAUGCUCUAAUUAAUUAAAUGGAUAUGUAUUUAUCAACACAGACUUCCUUAUGAAGUCAAGGUUUAUUUUCAUGUGAGUCUAGUUUGUAGCAAGUAAUCUUCAAAUAGUGAGUUUAGAGAUAGUGAUGCAUUAAAAAUAAGAUAUUGGAACUUAUUCCCUUCUUUUAUAAAGGAGGUAUUUUGGAAAUCAAAAAACUUAAUUUUAAAGUACAAUCUUUUUUUUUGUGGACCACAGAAUGGAAGAUUUAUUUUGGAUAGUGAUACUAAAAGGACUUGAUAUUUGUAAAAUUGGUGUUAACCAGUUUAUUAGUUUACAGUACUUUGUAUAUAAUAGGCGUUCAGCAAAAAUUAGACUGAAAUGAAUUUUAAAUGCAUGUAUAAGCUUGUUUUUUUAUUUUUCAAGUGUCAGACAAUUUUAACAUAAAUAAGCAAUAGAAUUCUUUUGUACAUAGAUUACAACUUUAGCUCCUUAUUGGGUAUGUGACCUUGAACAGGUUCCUUAUUCUCUCUUGGUGCUUUAACUUCCUUAUGUGUAAAAUGGGGAUGAUGAUAAUAGCACCUACUUCAUUGGCUGUAAUGAAGAAUAGGUGAGUCAAUGCAUGUACAACUUUUGAAAUAAAGUCAGGCUCAAGAGAACUGUUCAAUAAAUGUUAGCUGUUGUAUAAAACCAGGUCUGUCUUUGGGCAGUAGGUGAUACAAAUUAUAGUGCCUGUCUUGAAAUCCUCA